Messenger RNA from Cladophialophora yegresii CBS 114405, 3093 nucleotides. RefSeq lists its product as uncharacterized. Gene Ontology annotation, cellular component: endoplasmic reticulum. The record is from RefSeq and is a predicted model, not a curated record. NCBI's taxonomy places the organism in Eukaryota, Fungi, Ascomycota, Eurotiomycetes, Chaetothyriales, Herpotrichiellaceae. Gene Ontology annotation, molecular function: phosphatidylinositol deacylase activity. The coding region runs from base 1 to 3093 and encodes 1030 amino acids. The transcript has a single exon. Gene Ontology annotation, biological process: endoplasmic reticulum to Golgi vesicle-mediated transport; GPI anchor metabolic process.
AUGCUGCUGAAGCCCAAGGAGGAGGUGGGCGGCAGCCACGCCGACAACGAUGUACGAGGCUUCCGCAAGAACCGAGCUCAGGCUUCAAGCCCGUGGACAUGGCAGCCUCUUACGCUCAUUACGACCGCCGUGGCCUUAUUGUCGCUCCUUGUCAUUGUCCGAUCGUCGUUUCAACUGCAACAAGACCCUCAAGGAUGCGUCAUGUCUAUGAUGGCACCGACUUACAUCAAGCUCUCCGGCUUUGACACGGAACACUCCCGCUUCGCCACGAAAUACUCGCUUUAUCUGUACCGGGAAGAGGGGGUAGACGAGUACACAAAAGACAAUAUUGGCCUACGAGGGGCUCCCGUGCUGUUCAUCCCGGGAAAUGCGGGCAGCUACAAACAAGUGCGAUCUCUCUCAUCCGAGUCAUCCCGCCACUAUCACAACGUCUUGCGGCACGAUGCUGAGGCUGUCAAAGCCGGCGUAAGAUCUCUCGACUUCUUCACUAUCAAUUUCAACGAAGACCUGUCUGCUUUCCAUGGCCAAACACUGUUAGACCAAGCCGAAUAUGUCAACGAAGCUAUCGCCUACAUUCUGUCGCUUUACGUCGACGGUAACCGGCUACACCGCGACCCUCAGCUACCGGAUCCAAGCUCGGUCAUCCUCGUCGGACAUUCAAUGGGUGGAAUUGUUGCCCGAACAGUACUUGUAACACCGAAGUAUCAGGCCAACUCGGUCAAUACCAUAAUCACCAUGUCGACACCUCAUGCGCGACCUCCGGUCUCGUUUGACGCCGACGUCGUUUCCUUGUACGCGCAGGUGAAUGACUAUUGGCGGGAUUCGUAUCUGCAACGUUGGGCCAGCAACAGUCCCCUUUGGCACACAACCUUGAUAUCUAUCGCUGGAGGAGGUCGAGACACGACCGUUCCUUCAGACUACACAAAUAUUGCUUCGCUAGUGCCGGAGAGCCAUGGCUUCACGGUCUUCAGUUCCACCAUCCCUAAUGUCUGGACUUCGAUGGACCACUUGGCCAUAACUUGGGCAGAUCAAAUGCGAAAGGUCAUUAUCCGGUCUCUGUAUGACGUGGUUGAUGUUCGCCGUGCGGCACAGACGAAACCACGAGCUGAACGGAUGGAAAUUUUUAGAAAGUGGUUUUUGACGGGUCUGGAGGACAAUGCACCAAAGAAAAUACGCGACGCACCCCAUGAAGUACUCCUCACCUUGGGAGAUGGGUCGAGAUCGGCCGUGACCAAGGAGAACAACAUCACCCUCCGUCAGCUUGGGGCGCAGGAUGACAUGUCUGCGGUCCUACUACCAAUUCCUUCGGUGGACAACACUACCUCAAAAUUAUUCUCUUUUUUGACAGACCAGCACAUGGAUAGGCAAGGCAGCUUUGACAAAUUGGAAGUCUUGUUCUGCAGUGCAUUCCCCCUGGCAGGGGGUUUGACGUCCACACCCUUACCCAUUCAGUUUGAUCUUUCACCUGGAGAUCCCAGUGCAACACGACUCGCCUGCAAAAAACCGAUCGGAGACGCCAUACAGCUGCCUGCAUCCACAAGGCUGUCUCAGAAUGCCUUCGACCAAGUACCGCCGUUCACGUACUUGAAAUACGACUUGCGAGAUCUCCAAGAACAUCAGUUCGUGGCAAUAAUCGACAAGUCCACGGAGAUCAACAACGGUUGGGCUCAGGCAGAAAUAGUCUCGGCCGCUGAUUCCGUCGUUGCUUCUGAUGUGAGCUUGCCGAUGCUUCUGCUUCGAGGUCUAAACCGGGAACUUCCACCUAAUCGGCCGAUGGUGACAGAAAUUCGUGUGCCCUCUAUCAAAUCGAGCCUGCUAGCAUAUACUCUGCAAAUCCGGCAACAUGGCUGCACUGCCGAUACGGAGCUGUUCACUCCCCUGCUGAGGCAACAUAUCGACAGUCCCUUCGAGUCGAAAUAUUUUGUCAACUUUAAACAGGGCGACGUCAACCUCCACGGUGUAGCGCCAUUUCUGCCCCCCAGUAUUGAUGGCCGUGACAUGAAGGCUGGAGUCGCAUUCCAAAUCUGGUCCGAUCCGACCUGCGACUCGUCGUUGGAAAUUCGGCUUCGAGCAGACUUUACUGGCAGCUUGGGCAAGCUUGUGAUCCGAUAUCGCACUGUCUUUGCAGUGUUCCCCCUCCUGGUCGUUGCCAUGGUCCUGCGAAAGCAGUUCCGCGUGUACGAUAACUCUGGGGUGUUCAUGUCUUUCUCGGAAAGCCUCGACCAAAGUCUGCGACUCCCAUUGCCAGUUUUAAUGUUAUCAAUGACAUUUUUCGCCACCGCCUUUACGACCGCAGGCUCAGCGCACCUCGUACCACCGCAUUACUCGCAAAAGAACGGGACAGCUAUCGAUUUUGCGCAAAAUGACCUUCUCCUCGGAUCGCAGGACACCUUUUUCUGGUUCCUCGUUCCUUUGGCGGGCUUGCUCAGUGUUGGCGCUUGUGUGGUGUUGCAUUACGCCAUCCUGGGAUUCCUGCACGCGAUUGUAAUUGUAUCAAACCUGGUCUCCCAUCGAUACAUCAAGGUCGACGAUGGUGAGAAAGCCAUCGCUUCUGCCUUCGUGGCAAGCACACCUCGCCGACGAGUCAUCAACACGGCUGUCCUGUUGUUCCUGGUUGCGACCAUAAUCCCUUACCCGUUCGCCUACGUUGUGGCCUGCAUUGUACAGCUUUUCACCUGCGCGCGGGCGCUGCGGCAUGCAAAAGAUUCCCGAUCCGGACCGGCCUACAACUUCUUCAACUACACAUAUUCGAUACUCAUUUUAAUGCUAUGGGUGUUACCGAUUAAUUUACCCGUCCUCGUGGUGUGGGUUCAUAAUCUGGCGGUGCACUGGCUGACACCGUUUUCGUCACAUCACAACGUGUUGUCGAUAAUGCCCUUUAUUCUCUUGGUGGAGACGUUGUCGAGUGGCAUGAUGGUGCCAUCUGUGCGAUCAUUCAGAUGGGCGACGAACCUGUUGUUUUUCGUUCUGGCUGUAUAUGCGGCGUUGUACGGCAUGACAUACGCAUACAGGUUGCAUUACAUUGCAAACAUAAUUGCGCUCUGGUUGGUGUUGCUACAUUUUUCAGCAUACCAGAGACGGAUACACCCCUAG